ACACUUCUCUCACAGUCUCAUCAGUAACCACUUUCUCUCUCUAAAAUUACUCUCUCUCUACAAAUUCUCCGUACAACAAUGGCGAAUUCGACCUUCGUGAUGGUGUUUAUGCUCGCAUUGAUCGCCGGAUCUGCAUUCGCACAGUCACCUACCGCCGCUCCGACGGUUUCUCCGACUGCAACUCCGACGGCGUCACCUCCGUCACCUGUUUCCGGCGAACCUACUUCUUCUCCAACGGAAUCUCCGGCGGCAUCUCCACCGGCGCCUCCGACUGAUCUCGCUCCGUCUUCUCCAACCGUUUUGCCGCCGUCGAUCUCAGAGACUCCGACGGAUUCGCCGACCGGUGCACCUAAUGCCGGUAGCUUGAACAGAGUCGGCGUUGCUGGAUCUGUUGUUGUGGUUGCGUUAGCUGCGAUGUUUGUGGUUUAGAGUUAGAGAUGUGGUUGAGUUAGGGUUUGUUGAUGUUAGCACAUUUGGUGUAUGUUGAAAUGUCAAUCACUGAGAUGACGAUUGGUUAUUGAUUUGUUGUUGGUAUUAUUUUGUAUAAUUGAUUGUUUAUUGGAAUAAGUUAUACUGUGAUUGUUUUGUUUGUUCAAA
This is a messenger RNA of Helianthus annuus (common sunflower), 597 nucleotides long. RefSeq names its product classical arabinogalactan protein 5-like. The transcript has a single exon. Lineage: Eukaryota; Viridiplantae; Streptophyta; Magnoliopsida; Asterales; Asteraceae. The coding region runs from base 79 to 429 and encodes 116 amino acids. The record is from RefSeq and is a predicted model, not a curated record.